This is a messenger RNA of Humulus lupulus (European hop), 474 nucleotides long. RefSeq names its product glutathione S-transferase T3-like. The record is from RefSeq and is a predicted model, not a curated record. The transcript has a single exon. The coding region runs from base 1 to 474 and encodes 157 amino acids. NCBI's taxonomy places the organism in Eukaryota, Viridiplantae, Streptophyta, Magnoliopsida, Rosales, Cannabaceae.
AUGGAAAAGUCUAGUAUUGAUUUGAAUCGUGAAACAUCAUCGACAUCUGUCUCUGAAACUCAACCUGAACAUAGUGCUGAAGGGUUGGAAAAUGUAGUUCUACACAAUGAAGAUGAAUCAAGGCAUAAAUGUAAAGUCAAAUGGAGCAAGGAAGCCACUAUACUUCUAAUAAGUGGAUGGCUUAAUACAUCUAAGGAUGCCAUUGUGGGGAAUGACCAAACUUCUACACAUUUCUGGGCUCGAAUCGCAGAUUACUUCAACACCAACCAAAAAGGUGAGCAAGCAAAGACUGGAAGGCAAUGCAAAGACCAUUGGAAUAAGAUGAAUCAAAAGGUGGUGCGAUUCAAUGGAUGUUAUAAACGAGUUCAAUUAGCACAUCACAGUGGUUGGUCUGAUGAGAAAAUUCUUGAGAAUGCACAUCAAUUGUACAAAUCUGAAAAUAACAACUCAAAUUUUCUACUUGUGGACUGUUAG